CGGCGGGGCGGCAACCCCGGUCUGGUGCCCUCUGCUCUUCAGGGCAUUCCCCGCGGCUCUGGCUUCGCCGACGAGGACUGGGGAGUGCGACUGUGUCUCGGGCAGCAUGGCCGAGAAGCGGCACACAGUGGACUCCGAAGCCCAGCGGCUCCCCGUCUCCUUCAAGGACAGCCCCAGUACAGGCCUUGGACCUUGUGGAUGGAUUUUGGUGGCUGUCUCAUUCUUAUUCACAGUUGUAACUUUCCCGCUCUCAAUAUGGAUGUGCAUAAAGAUUAUAAAAGAAUAUGAAAGAGCCAUCAUCUUUAGAUUGGGUCGUAUUUUACAAGGAGGAGCCAAAGGACCUGGUUUGUUUUUUAUUCUGCCGUGCACUGACAGCUUCAUCAAAGUGGACAUGAGAACUAUUUCAUUCGAUAUUCCUCCUCAGGAGAUCCUCACUAAGGAUUCAGUGACAAUUAGCGUGGAUGGUGUGGUCUAUUACCGUGUUCAGAAUGCAACCCUGGCUGUGGCAAAUAUCACCAAUGCUGACUCAGCGACCCGCCUUUUGGCACAAACUACUCUGAGGAAUGUUCUGGGCACCAAGAACCUUUCUCAGAUCCUCUCUGACAGAGAAGAAAUUGCACACAACAUGCAGACUACUCUAGAUGAUGCCACUGAUGCCUGGGGAAUAAAGGUGGAGCGUGUGGAAAUUAAGGAUGUGAAACUACCCGUGCAGCUCCAGAGAGCUAUGGCUGCAGAAGCAGAAGCGUCCCGCGAGGCCCGCGCCAAGGUUAUUGCAGCCGAAGGAGAAAUGAAUGCAUCCAGGGCUCUGAAAGAAGCCUCCAUGGUCAUCACUGAAUCUCCUGCAGCCCUUCAGCUCCGGUACCUGCAGACACUGACCACCAUUGCCGCUGAGAAAAACUCAACAAUUAUCUUCCCUCUGCCCAUAGAUAUGCUGCAAGGAAUCAUAGGGACAAAGCACAGCCACUAGCCUAGCAUAGAGGUGAGUGCUACCCUUCCAAGGAUGAAGUGAGGGACCAAAUUAGCCUUUAACUCAUAGAAUAGGGCUUGAAUAUUCUCCCCCCCUUUCCUUUUCCAUAUGUCAAUUGUGGUGUUCCCAGAAUGUAUAGCAGUUAUAAAAAUAGGUGAAAGAAUUGUUAGCUUGUAGAUACUGAGAGAUUGGUGAUUUAUGUAAGGUAAUCUGUUAGUCUUUAAAUAGUUAAAAGUUUGUAUUUUUAGAUUAUUAUGUAAUAGGUUA
This is a messenger RNA of Sapajus apella (tufted capuchin), 1234 nucleotides long. It is a transcript of the gene STOM, whose product is annotated as stomatin. Gene Ontology annotation, cellular component: plasma membrane. Bases 107 to 967 code for a protein of 286 amino acids. The transcript is spliced from 7 exons. The record is from RefSeq and is a predicted model, not a curated record. Lineage: Eukaryota; Metazoa; Chordata; Mammalia; Primates; Cebidae.